Messenger RNA from Hydra vulgaris (swiftwater hydra), 981 nucleotides. RefSeq names its product zinc finger MYM-type protein 5-like. The record is from RefSeq and is a predicted model, not a curated record. Lineage: Eukaryota; Metazoa; Cnidaria; Hydrozoa; Anthoathecata; Hydridae.
AUGGCUGAGAGAAAGAAGCCUUCAGGAGCUCAAUAUCGUAAACGAAAAGUUGAACAGCAGAGGGAACAAGAAAAACAGAAGGGUUCAUUGCUAAAGUUUAUAUGCCGACAAGACUCUACUAAAGAGGAUAGUAAUGGUGGACAGAUUCCCACUGAUAUGGAAGCUGAAGAAAUAUCUAAUGUUGUUGAUAAUGAUAAUGUGAUGAUGAGUGAAACACUUUCUUACUCAACAGUUCCCGUUUCCCAUGCAGAUAAUGGCCAAUUGAAUAAUUCUCUCGAGGAACAUGUACAGCAAGCAAGUGAAGAAAAAACGGAUAAUGUUAUUUCACAGGAUCCAGCACUUUGGCCUCUACUAAUUAAUCAUAAUACACGUGCAAUCAUUGUAGAACGUGGACCUCAGCAAAUAAAAGAUAUCAGUUUCCCAAAUGAUAAAAACAAUCGAAAGUUUUCAGUAUUUCACUACUUAAGAAAACUUCCUAAUGGAAAAGAAUUAUGUCGCAGCUGGCUCUUGUAUUCAGUAUUAAAAGACUCAGUGUUUUGUUUCUGUUGCAAACUGUUCAGUAUGAAAGCAAUUGGCAUACCAUCACUAACUCAUACAGGUUCAAGUGACUGGAAAAACAUGGCGGCAAUUCUUUCUUCCCACGAGAAAAGUCCUGAACAUUUGCAGAACUAUCAAAAGUGGAAAGAACUACAUCAGCGAUUACAGAGGGAUAGUACAAUAGAUGCAGAAAUUUUGCGCAAGAUGAAGAAUGAAAAAAAGUAUUGGCAGCAAAUACUAAAGCGUUUAAUAGCAUUAGUGAGAGUUUUGGGUGAACAGAAUCUAGCUUUUCGCGGUACAAAUGAAACAUUGUACAGUGCCAAUAACGGGAAUUUUUUAAAAUUUGUGCAAUACUUAGCCAUUUUUGAUCCAUUAAUGAACGAACAUCUACGAAAGAUAUCAAAUAAAGAGCUUCAUACACACUAUCCUGGCAAAGAUAUAUAA